CUAGAUCCCGAAAUAGAAACUUUCCAAUUAGUAAGCCUCAUGCCUUUGCAAUUUGUUAAAUUAAAUUUCUUUCGCAAAAAGAAUAGAAAUAUUAUGCGCAUUUCUAUUUGUGGUGAAGAGGAGAAACCUAUGCUAUUUGAAUUUGGCGGUCAUCUAUAUAAAAGUCUCUUCUGGAAAACUUGGCGUGAACGUGUUGCCACUAUACGUCUCUUACAUCCCAAUCUUUUUCACAUCUCCUGUUCUUCACCCUUUUCGAGUACUGAUGUCCUGGGCGAAGAGGAACUUUGUUAUGCUCAGGUGCAUGUAGACUCGAAUUAUUCACAAUCUUCGUGGAGGAAUUAUUCGACCAGUUGUAGUUUGUUGAGUCAAUAGUUUAUGGGAUAAAUGUAGAAAUUAAAUUUAA
Lucilia sericata (common green bottle fly) is the source of this 403-nucleotide messenger RNA. RefSeq lists its product as uncharacterized. NCBI's taxonomy places the organism in Eukaryota, Metazoa, Arthropoda, Insecta, Diptera, Calliphoridae. The annotation marks the transcript as partial. The transcript is spliced from 2 exons. The record is from RefSeq and is a predicted model, not a curated record.